Messenger RNA from Solea solea (common sole), 3943 nucleotides. RefSeq names its product translocase of outer mitochondrial membrane 34 (gene tomm34). The transcript is spliced from 8 exons. The record is from RefSeq and is a predicted model, not a curated record. Bases 183 to 1118 code for a protein of 311 amino acids. NCBI's taxonomy places the organism in Eukaryota, Metazoa, Chordata, Actinopteri, Pleuronectiformes, Soleidae. Gene Ontology annotation, cellular component: cytosol; mitochondrion. Gene Ontology annotation, molecular function: heat shock protein binding.
GCGUGAGUCUCAACCAGUCAGGAGUGUCAGUGUAGUGACGGCGAGUACACAGAGAGGAAAAUAUAGCUUCAGUUACCAGGAGUCUUGUUGACGUUUCUACCGUUUGUGUUUUGACGAGGAGGGGAUUCCUCUAGGGGGUUGUUUUGUUCGCACACUGACCGAGCAGCCGCUAAACAGAAGAGAUGCCUCACAAACAGAAAUCGCAGAAGUCCUGGAUGGAGGUGAAACAUCAAGGAAAUGACUGUUUCAAGAGGGGCCAGUAUGGAGAGGCCAUCAGUUUUUACAGUGAGGCCAUCAAAGAGCUGGAGAAAUCUAGUAAAAAGAAUCCAGAGGAUUUGGCCAUUUUGUACACAAAUCGUGCAGCCAGCAACUUGAAGAGUGGACAUUGUGGGGAGUGUGUGAAAGACUGCAACAUAUCUCUGGAGUUGUAUCCAUUUAACGUGAAGUCUCUGCUUCGCCGUGCUGCUGCCCAUGAAGCUUUAGAGCGAUACAGACAGGCAUAUGUGGACUACAAGACCGCUCUGCAGAUCGACUGCAACAUAACAGCCGCUCAUGAGGGAACCAACAGAAUGACAAAAGCGCUCACAGAGGCCGACGGCCCCUUGUGGAGAGAAAAGCUUCCUCCCAUCCCCACGGUUCCUCUGUCUGUUAGAGAGAAACUGACCCAGCAAACUGCAGCCAACACUGUCAAACCAAACCCAGCACCACAGCAGAACAACAUCAGUGAACCCAAACAGAACGCUCCCAGUGGUAAAGACCUUAAGAGAGCGCAGGCCCUGAAAGAGGAAGGCAACGGUCUGGUGAAGAAAGGAGAGCAUAAGAAGGCUAUAGAAAAGUACAGCCAGAGCCUCAAGUACAAUCCCACUGAGGUCACCACCUACACCAACCGGGCACUAUGUUACCUGUCAGUGAAGCAGUACAGAGAUGCAGUCAGAGACUGUGAUGAGGCUCUGAAGAUUGACAGCAGCAACAUCAAGGCUCUCUACAGGAGGGCUCAGGCUCAUAAAGAACUUAAGGACACGAAGGCCUGUGUGGACGACCUGAGUUGUCUGCUCAAAGUGGAACCAAAUAACUCUGCAGCCCUAAAAAUGCUGCAGGAAGUGCAGAGGAAGAAGUGAGGAUGCAUCAGGGAGUCUGGAGACAGCGGUAAGGAUCUGUCACUGCACUGUGAGGAGUGAGGAGGAUGUAUUGGUGGCUGUGUAGUCAGACGGCGUCAAAGUGUGCAAGCGGUGACACGAUUCAGUCACUUUAAGUCACAUUAAGACACUUCUGGAAAAUGUAGCCCUGGUCGAUGGGUGGAACUAAUGGACGAGUGCCUUGUUCAGCCUUGGGAAUGUUAAAGUUUAAAUGACACACAUCAUAACUGAUAAUAAACCUCAACUAAUAUUGUUUGUGAAGCUUAAAUGCAGUAGAUCAUUGAGCGUCAUGUGAUGCCUCUGCUUGACGAUACAAUCUUUGUUAUUGACCUUAAGUCGUGCAUAUGACAAAUGAUCUCAACUCACGGAUUGUUUUCUUUCUUUUUUUGCAAUUGUUUAUCAACAGCAUAACACCGGUUCAUCACAGAAUGUAACAUUAACAUACAAUCGCCUGUGCACAAUCUUAAAUAAUUGGGUCACAUGAGCUUCCCUUUGCUAAAGACGACAUCCCAAAUCCAUACCAUACUAUUCUUUUUGGCCUAAGUGUAGGGUUGGAUUUCUCUACUAAAUACCUGAAUCAAUUUCAUUCUCAUUUCCAAGGCCCUGAUUUAAUUUGAUAUGGAUUCAUUUAGAAAUAUUUCAGUUUCUAACAAAUUCUGCUUAGUCAUAAAACCUGAGCAUCAGCACUGACACUGGGGAAAAAAAAACAACUUCUUCACUCAAAUAACAGUGCUCUCCUGUGGCAGUACAACAAAACAGCUGUUCUGUAACAUUAGUGUUUUUCUGGGUGGAUCUAAUAUACUUUGAAGGUGUGAAACAUAGUAUAGGUAAUGUUGGAUUCUCCAUGAAACUACAAAGAGGCCUCGAAAUUGACAUCUUUUCAGUAGUAGUAGAAGCUGAUGAAAGUUGAGUGUAACAACAAAUUUCAUUAAAUCGUCACAUUACAUUCAACUGAAUAAAGCUAUGCGUAAGAAAAAUGGCAGUUAAUUUUUAUCUUUUGAGAAGCUGGAAAUUUAAGAAUAACUCUAGUUAUUUACCGAAUAUGAAACUGAUAUUCAAAUCUAGGUGCUUAAUUCUAUAUAAAUAUAACUCAUGGGUUGUAUUUUAACACAGGUGAUCAUUAAGGUUUGGUCUUUGAAUAACAAGUAAACAAGCUUUUUUUUUUUUUCUUCCCUCCACUCCACAUGCUGUUCUACACUCAGGUCACUCACUGAUUUAUGCUGCAGUUCCGAGGUUUGAGCUCAUGAGCGUUCUUUAUCAGUGGAUUGAUAUUUGAACCUGUUCAGACCUGCUAAUUAAACAUGCAUCCUGAGUGGUUAAUGGAAUACUUGUUAGGUCCAUAGAAUUUCAGAAAAUGUUGAAAAAUGUUGUUUCUAAAACCUGGAAAUGAUGAUAUUCUCUAACGUCUCGUUUUGUCCACAAACCAAAAUUAUUCAAUUUGAGUGAUUUCUUUGUUAUAUUGAGCAAAGAAACCAGAAAAUAUUCACAUUAAAGAAGCAAAACAAAGCGUGUUUUAAUUAUUAAAAAAACCCCACUAUAGUUGCUGAUUAAUUUAGUAUUAUUAUUUAAUAACACUCCCAAUCUGCCCUGUCCCCAUCCUCAGAUAGGUUUUUAAUUAGCACCUGUAUGUUGAUGUUGCCCUGCUCUAACACACCUGAUUCAAAUGAUCAUCAAGCCUGUUAACGAGCCAUUCAUUUGAAUCAGGUGUGUUGGAGCUGGGUCCUGGUCCCCGAAGACCAGGACUGAGAAACACUGAUUUAAUAGCAGUCCAGUUUCCCGUGAGUUUUUUUCUGUACAGUCAGACCCGCUUUCUGAAAUACAUCAGUUUGUUUUUGUUUAAAUAGACAUGACACCAGUGUGCAUUUGAAUAUGGGACAGCAGAAGCGAGAUCUUAUCAUAUGUGGCGACAGGAUGCAUUUUAAUGCCAGGUGUGAACAAUCAUACUUUAUCCUCAUGCAAUUAGGUCUCUAUGGGGCCUUUGUAUUCAUGCUGCAUUCAGGUCAUGAUGUGGAGUGAAGAGAUGUUUCUGACUUGUGAGCAAUCGCAUCAUGGUUGUGUGUAGAGUUAAUUGGAGUGGGGGGGAACAACGUUCAGAGGUUUUACAAGCGCACUUUGAUAUUAGUGACUGACAUCUUCAAAGUCCCAUAUGAAGUGAGUGCAGCAUCAAAUUCCCAGUGUCAUCCCCCACGCAGGGAGGGUUGGGUACUCUGAAAUGUGUUCUGCCUUUCUUUCAGUACUUGACUAUUAAAAUAAGCAAACAUUUUAAUUGUGUAGAAAGUCAAAACUUCUCUAUUUGAACAUUAAUAAUUAAGCAAUUAAUACGAGAUUCAAUUCUCAUAAUUUGGCAGUGAGUGCAGUACCCAACCCUUCAUACUAGUGAGGCUUCAUCCUAAACUACUGUUGGAUUAAACAUGAAGUGUUCUUACCUUCUGUCAGGUGUCCGUACUGACACAUGUCUGUUUACUUCCUCUAGGAUCAAAGUGUCAGUUUGAUUGUCUGACUGAAAGACAAACGUGAACCGAGUGAAACAGUCCUCAGGACGAGUCUUCAUGUCAUGUGUGUCGUGUUUUUCUGUUUCCUGUUAUUUCACUGAUUAUGAAAGUUUGCAUGCUACUCUGGAUUCAGUCUCUACAGUAUAUAAGUGUACGAGCCUGGGAACGUUGUUGAAACUUACCCGUUUGUUCACGUAGCACAGGUGAAUCAAGAAGCCACUCCUCACACCUGAGCAUCUUUAUACUGUCUCACCUUUUCUGUUCCUGUAACUUGUUUGCAUUGGUUUUUCCUCAUUAAACUGAACUUUAAAAUGC